AUGCGUCUGCAGUGCUUCCCUGCACUUUUAGGCGCUGCAGCAGCUCUGCAGCCUCUCCCUCCUGUACAAUGGACGCAAGGCAAUGGUUCAGCGAGCAAAGGUUUCUCGCUGCAGGAUGCUCCCAAGACGAUCUACUUGAAACGCUCGUUCGCAAACGUCUCUGACACCGAAGGCCUGACGCUCAUCCCACCUACAGCGUACGAGUUUGCGCAGACGUUCAGCAAGGACCUCUCCCAAUUAUUUGGUGCCAACUGGACCGUGCAGCAAGUCGAUUCUUUCCCAGAGGCCGGGAUCUUUCUCGGCAAAUUCAAGGGCGAUGCAAGCCAAUUGACCUAUGAGAACGGCGUCGCAAACGAAGAAGGAUAUUCGCUGGAAGUCGGCAACGGAAGUGUCUUCAUUGGCGGUACCGGCUCGCGAGGCUUAUUCUGGGGAACACGCACACUGCUCCAACAGUUGCUGAUUGCCAAUGGGGCGUCGCUGGAUCCAGGACGGGUCGUUGAAGCGCCAGCGUAUGCUACGCGAGGAUACAUGCUGGACGCUGGUCGGAAAUGGUAUACAGCGGAAUUCUUGAAAGAGCUCUGCACUUAUGCAUCUUUCUUCAAGAUGUCGGAGUUUCACUAUCACUCUAGCGACAACUACCCUCUGAAUCGUGGUCACAACGAAACGUGGAAUGAGGUCUUUUCCCAUUUCUCACUUUACCCAGAAAACCCUGAAUUACAAGGCAUCAUCCAGCGCCCCAACGAAACUCUCUCAAGGGCCGAGUUCGAAGACUUUCAAAAGCACUGCGCACAAAGAGGUGUUACUGUCAUUCCUGAGAUCGAAGCUCCCGGGCAUUGUCUUUCGAUCACAAAGUGGAAGCCUGAGCUUGCUCUAGCGAAGAAAGACCUUCUGAACCUCUCGCAUCCGGAGGCAAUCCCAACAGUCAAGGCCAUCUGGUCGGAGUUCCUUCCCUGGUUCCAGACCAAAGAAGUGCACAUCGGUGCUGACGAGUACGAUGCUACGCUUGCGGAUGUCUACAUUAACUUUGUCAACAACAUGUCCGACUUUGUGAACUCGACAUCCGGCAAACGGGUCCGCAUUUGGGGUACCGAGGAACCCUCAGAAAACUACACCAUCUCCAAGGAUGUCAUUAUCCAGCACUGGCAGUAUGGCCAAUCUGAUCCAGUGCAGCUGCAAGAUGACGGCUACGAACUAAUUAACUCUGAAGACUGGUGGGCUUACAUGAGUCUAAAGAACGACCACAUGCCUAUUCUCCCAGCCCCAUACCCUCAAUUUUUCAACAACACUCGGACUUUGAAUUUUGCGAAUGUGGAAGGCUGGCAAUGGGACCCAAGCCUGUUCAACCCAGUCAACACCACAGAACAGCUUGAGCCUGGCGCAAGUGGAAACAAAGGUGCUAUUCUGGCCGCUUGGAGCGACAGCGGACCAGAUGCGACGACGCAACUUGAAGGGUACUACGCGAUGCGUAAUGGUAUCCCGCUAGUUGCAGCACGGGCUUGGUCUGGUUUAAGAGGUGUCAACGUUAGCACCAGUGACUUUGACUCGUCGCUUGAACUCCUCACAGCAAACGCUCCUGGCCAGAACCUUGAUCGCAAGUUCUCGACUUCGGCCCAGUAUAAGCCUGCAGGCGGAGACUCGCCGCUGCUCUCUUGGAAGAGCACCGGCGGAUACAGUGCAACGAAUGUGUCUAUCGGCAAGGGCUCCUACGGUCCGCCAUACACGCUUUCCAUCGCAGCAUCAGGGCCUUUCACUUUGCUUGGACCAGACAGCUCGCUCUCCAUCGGCACUGUACCAUCAAACAUCAGCACAAACGGAACCUCUACCCUAGUCUUUUCUACCGCAGACGGCUUCCCAUACCCCCUUCGCUCAACUUCCGAAUCAGACGGCCACGACCCUGGUCACCCGGGCCGUAUCUGGUGGAAUCUCACAAGCUCUACCCAUCAUCCUGUCCCCAUCACCUUCCCAGCCAAUAUUCGCAUCGAGACGGACGUUGUGAACGGGAGCAGGGUCUGGGUCAAUGACGAGUUUAAGGGGCGAUAUGAGGUGUUUGUCUUUGGAGGAAGGAAUACGAUAUUCAGCUGGAGCCAGAUGGCAUUGGUCGCCCCGUUGCAAAGCGCGAGCGGAGCGCUCGAGAGUGUGGUUCUCGAGGCUGGAAUUGGUGGAUCUGGAGGUAAUGGAACGAGUGGGACAUUGCCUGGUGGGCCUUCUAAUAGUGGAGCUGGCCGUCUUGGUGGACUGUCUACAGUGGCCGCUGGCAUUGCUAUCUUGCUUGCGAUGGUCGUAAUGUGA
Molecule: messenger RNA, 2289 nt
Organism: Didymosphaeria variabile
Lineage: Eukaryota; Fungi; Ascomycota; Dothideomycetes; Pleosporales; Didymosphaeriaceae
Exons: 2
Coding region: 1-2289 (762 amino acids)
Biological process (GO): carbohydrate metabolic process
Molecular function (GO): beta-N-acetylhexosaminidase activity
Source: RefSeq, a predicted model, not a curated record